GAGUCUGAAGCAGCUGUACUGGGACGUGUUUUUAUUCGAUUAAUUGGAUAUUUCUACAAAAAUGGCUAUGUGAGAAGAUAACAAACAAGGAAACUAGAUGUGAAACGCGUAAACAAUAUGUCUAGCCGUCGGUCUAUGCUCGGUUCGGCGCUUGACUCGUUGCCAGCUCCCACAGAUCCGCUCCGCGAAUUAUUCGAGGCUUGCAAAACAGGCGAUGCAGCGAGAGUGAAAAAACUUAUUUCACCUCAAACAGUGAAUGCUAGAGAUACAGCUGGAAGAAAAUCUACUCCCCUACACUUCGCUGCAGGUUAUGGGCGCAGAGAAGUGGUAGAGAUUUUGAUUUCCGCUGGUGCAGCGCUUCAAGCGCGUGAUGACGGUGGUCUGCAGCCGCUGCACAACGCCUGCUCAUUUGGCCAUGCAGACGUUGUGAGAGCUCUCUUGACGGCCGGAGCGGCACCCGCCGCAAGAGACAAUUGGGGCUACACGCCGCUGCACGAAGCUGCUGCUAAGGGAAAGGUUGAUGUUUGCAUUGCACUGCUUCAGCAUGGCGCCGAUCCGAAUAUAAGAAACACCGAGGGCAAGACUCCGCUAGAUCUCGCCGACGCCGCCACCAGACCUGUCCUGACAGGGGAGUACUGCUCCGCGGAGGUGCUGGAAGCGGCUCGGGCCGGAGCAGACGAGCGUUUAGCGGCGCUACUAACUCCGCUCAAUGUGGACGUGCACGCUGCAGACGGGCGUCGCUCCACGCCUCUACACCUGGCCGCCGGGUACAACCGCGCGCGCGCCGUCCGACUACUGCUGCAGCGGGGGGCUGAUGUGCACGCCAAGGAUAAGGGUGGUCUAGUGCCUCUUCACAACGCCUGCUCGUACGGACACUACGAGGUGACAGAGCUCCUAGUCCGCGCGGGUGCUGACGUGAAUGCCACAGAUCUGUGGGCUUUCACACCACUACAUGAAGCCGCCAGCAAGGCCAGGCUGGAGGUGUGUUCAUUACUAUUAAGCGAGGGCGCUGACCCCACGCUAUUGAACUGCCACGGGAAGUCCGCGCUAGAUGUAGCACCUUCGAGAGAACUGCAGGAGCGGCUAGCUUUUGAGUACCGGGGUCAGUGUUUGCUGGAAGCCUGUCGGUUGGCAGAGCCUGGUCGAGUCAAGAAGCAGCUGUCCACCGCCUCUGGUUCGCACCAGAGUGGUCACACGUCAAGCGGCGGCAGCACCCACUCGUUACCAGGCGAGUGUACAGCGGAGGCACUGGUCAACUUCCAACAUGUAGGGACUGGAGAUCGGCCCCUACACUGCGCAGCUGCCAGUGUCUACCCGAAACGGAAGCAGGUUAUGGAGAUAUUAAUAAGGAAAGGCGCGAGAGUGAACGAGAAGAACAAAGAAGGGCGGACUCCGUUACACGUCGCGACCGAGCACGCGCAUCUAGAUGCAAUGGACCUUUUGUUGAGGCACGGCGCGAAAGUGAACGCUAUGGAUGGCCGCGGCGAGAGCGCGUUGUCUGUGGCCGCCAGAAGGGACGCCACCGCCGCCUGCCGCCUGCUGCUGGCGUGCGGCGCGGACAGCCCGGAGUCGUCGGCGGGUGCGGGGGCGGCGGCGCGGCUGCUGGAGGCGGCGCGGGCCGGGGACGCGGACGGGGCGCGCGCCCUGCUGGACGCCCGCCCGCGGCUCGUCAACUGCAGGGACCUGGACGGACGCCACUCCACGCCGCUGCACUUCGCGGCCGGAUAUAAUCGACUACCCCUCGCUCAGCUGUUGUUACAACGAGGGGCGGACGUACAUGCGAAAGAUAAAGGCGGCCUGGUGCCGCUGCACAACGCGUGCUCGUACGGGCACUACGAGGUGACGGAGCUGCUGGUGGCGGCGGGCGCGGGGGUCAACGCCGCCGACCUGUGGCGCUUCACGCCGCUGCACGAGGCCGCCGCCAAGGGCAAGGCCGACAUCGUGCGGCUGCUGCUCAAGCACGGAGCAGACCCCAGCAGAAGGAACCGUGACGGUCUGACGCCGCUGCAGCUGGUGAGGCCCGGGGACUCGGACACCGCGGACGCGCUGCGCGGAGACCAGGCCCUGCUGGACGCUGCCAAGAGGGGGGACCUCGCGCGGGCCAGGAAACUAAUAACGCCACAGAAUGUAAAUUGUAGAGACGCGCACGGAAGGAAUUCUACGCCUUUGCAUUUAGCUGCCGGCUACAACAACCUGGAGGUAGCGGAAGCCUUGCUAGAGGCCGGGGCUGCGGUCUCGGCCCGCGACAAGGGCGGACUGGUGCCCCUACACAACGCGGCCUCCUACGGACAUCUGGAGUUGGCUGCGUUGCUCCUGAGGGCGGGGACACCGCCCAACGCAGCAGAUAGAUGGGGCUUCACACCGUUACACGAAGCGGCGCAUAAGGCUCGGACUCAGCUCUGCGCUUUACUGCUGGCGCACGGCGCGGACCCGUACCUGAAGAACCAAGAAGGGCAGACGGCGGUGGAGCUGGCCGGAGCCGAGGACGUGCGGUCGCUGCUGCAGGACGCGAUGACUGCCGCCGCGGACCACCCGCCGCCCCCGCACCAUCAGCGCCCCCCCGCGCCCCCGCCCGCCCCCGUGCUCAUGCCCAGCGGGGACACCGUGCCGCUCACCAUGCCGGUGGUACCAAGCAACUACUGGGCGGAGGGCUCCAGAGGGAGUCUAGAAGACGCCGCGGGUAGACCUGCAUCAGCUCUGUCUACCUCGGAGUCACUACAGACGUUCCUAUCCAGCAUCGGUCUGGAGCAGUUGUCGUCUGUGUUGGAGCGCGAACAGAUCACAGUCGAUAUAUUGUCGGAGAUGUCGCACGAGGAUCUGCGGGCGGUGGGCGUGGCCGCGUACGGGCACAGACAUCGACUACUGAAAGCCGCCAGGCAUUCCCUGCACUCAGCCGCCGAGUGGUAUGGCGGCACUACGCUGGUGGAAGUGACGCCGGGUGGUGAAGGCGAGUGUUCAGGAGAGAGCGAGUACGUGAUACUCGAGAGGGAGAUGCAAGCAUCUGUACGCGCGCAUCGCGAACACCAGGGCGGAGUGUUUACGCACUACCACGUCGUCAGGAUACAGAAGAUAGUGAACGGUCGUCUGUGGGAGCGCUACCAGCACCGGCGGCGCGAGGUGGCCGAGGAGGCCGGGUCGGCCAACGAGCGUAUGCUAUUCCACGGCUCGCCCUUCAUCAACGCCAUCGUACAGAAGGGCUUCGACGAGCGGCACGCCUACAUCGGCGGUAUGUUUGGCGCGGGGAUAUACUUCGCGGAGCACUCUUCUAAGAGCAACCAGUACGUGUACGGAUUCGGCGGCGGCUCCGGCUGUCCGACGCACAAGGAUCGCAGCUGCUACGUGUGCCACAGACAGAUGCUGCUGUGCCGGGUGACGCUGGGGCGCGCGUUCCAGCUGGUGAGCGCGGCCAAGAUGGCGCACGCCCCGCCCGGACACCACGCCGUCGCCGGCCGACCCUCCUCCGGCGGACUCUGCUUCCCGGAGUACGUCGUCUACCGCGGAGAGCAGGCGUAUCCGGAAUACCUGAUCACGUAUCAGAUAGUGAGUGCUGACAGUAACACCGGAGCGGUGUAGUGACAAACGGACAGUAAACGAUGUAUGGACAACCGUUAAGUAAUCCAAAAGUAAUAUAGCAUAAAGUGCAAAUUUGAUUGUUCAUAACGAAUGAUCAAAUACUUGACAGUUUUAAAAAAUCUUGUACUCACGAGUACUCAUGAAUACAAGUAACAGUAUAGCGAUGUAUGGACAACCGUUAAGUAACCCAAAAGUAAUAUAGCAUAAAGCGCAAAUUUGUUUGUACAUAAAAUUUUAUCAAAUACUUGAAAAAUAUUAUACUAGCGAACACAAAUGAUUGCUCCGAACCCGCGACCAUCAGAAAGGCGAUGUUACACCGCCAGACCACCGAGGUAAUAAUAAUGUCAAUACUUUUGUAGUAAGAGCGAUGUAUCAGUAAUAGGCCUUGUUUAAAGUAGAAUCAGUUCCUAAAUAAUCCGGCUCGAAGGACCAUAGUUAUUUAUUUAUUCAAUUUAUACAAUAUAAACUUUCAGCUAAUUCCAACACAUUUGAAACUAU
This is a messenger RNA of Achroia grisella, 4071 nucleotides long. It is a transcript of the gene Tnks, whose product is annotated as poly [ADP-ribose] polymerase tankyrase. The record is from RefSeq and is a predicted model, not a curated record. NCBI's taxonomy places the organism in Eukaryota, Metazoa, Arthropoda, Insecta, Lepidoptera, Pyralidae. Gene Ontology annotation, molecular function: NAD+ poly-ADP-ribosyltransferase activity; protein binding. The transcript has 25 exons. The coding region runs from base 118 to 3573 and encodes 1151 amino acids. Gene Ontology annotation, cellular component: cytoplasm; nucleus.